Messenger RNA from Dentiscutata erythropus, 168 nucleotides. The record is from the annotation of a GenBank genome assembly. NCBI's taxonomy places the organism in Eukaryota, Fungi, Glomeromycota, Glomeromycetes, Diversisporales, Gigasporaceae.
GCUUUAAGAAGAAGGAAAGACUCUAGUACUGAAGCUAAUCAUUUAAAAGCCACUAGCCCACAUAGAACAAUUGCUAUGCGCUAUCAUAUCUGGAUAAAGGGGGCGCCAGUAGUAGCCAUAUUAGACUCUGGGGCUGCUCAACCAUAUCAAAGCAUUAGGGAUAGUUAG